Messenger RNA from Lodderomyces parapsilosis, 1512 nucleotides. RefSeq names its product Hap41p (gene HAP41). The transcript has a single exon. Bases 1 to 1512 code for a protein of 503 amino acids. Lineage: Eukaryota; Fungi; Ascomycota; Pichiomycetes; Serinales; Debaryomycetaceae. Gene Ontology annotation, cellular component: nucleus. Gene Ontology annotation, biological process: regulation of DNA-templated transcription. The record is from RefSeq and is a predicted model, not a curated record.
AUGACAACCACAACUACAACUACAUCUUCAAUGGUCCCAGUACUAAACCAGCAAUCAGUUGAAAUACCAUCUCAUUCACUCGAGGAAAUGAAUUCAUCACAAACAGAACGAGUAACAGUCACAACUUCCAAAGAAUGGGUACUACCACCAAGACCAAAACCUGGAAGAAAAUUGAAGGAGAUCAAAGCAAAACAAAAGUGUAACAUUAAGCCAUCUUCAACUUCAAGUGCAAUAUCAGCAUCGAACAUACCAGCAAGCACGAAAAAGUCACCAUCCGCCAAACAAUCAACUAAUCGCAAAUCGAAUAAGAAAUCCGAUUGCUGUGCCAAUGAGUUGAACCCUGAUCUAUCAACUGUAUCAUCAUUAUUGCAAAAUAUAUCCAUUAUAGACUCUGAAAAUUCUUGCCUAAAAUCAAACUUGUUGUGUUUAAUUCACGAAUAUAAGCAUUUGAAAAAUUUGGUUUUAAGCGCCCCCUCAACAACCACAGAAUCAUCAAACACAAACACACCAGCCACCACCACAACCGCCACCGGUACAACCGCAACAAGAACGGGCUCGAUAACCUCAGACCUGGCUAUAGACUCGCUACCAGACAAUUUGACAGAAAUUGUUGACUCAAUGUCACAUGAGGUUCGUGCAGUCCAUAAGCGUUCGUUUGUUGAAGUAUGUGAAGAAGAUAAAGAUUUGUUUUCGGAGAUUGAACACAUCAUUGAAGAAGGUGAACCAUCAAGACGCAUGUCUGCCCCCGCUUCGAGAGCCUCCCUUAGCUCCUCAAUCUCUACUACGAAUUCCACCUCGGCAUCGUCACCAAUUGCAACCAUCAUGGGCUAUAAUUCAUCCACCGUUGACACUGUAGCGUCUACGCCUUCGCCUGCCACACUUGAAUUUGAGCAAUUUAUCAAUAUAGAUCAACUGGAUGAUAAGAAAGAAACAUCUAUGAGCUCAACUCCAGACUCCACCUCCACUUACAGAAGCAAGAAAUUUGCCCAUUACAAGGAUUUUCACAAGUUGGAUACUGAAGAAGACUCUGAUGGCGAUAUCAAUUUCGAAGAUGAUGAUUUGAUCAAUGGUGGAGGAGGAGAGGAAGAAGAGGAUGAUUUCCUUGGUGAAUUAUGCACGCCUUCAUCAACUUCAUCUCAUGACUUGUCCCGUACCACAUCACCAUACUCUGACUACGAAACAAACUCUUUGAUGAGUACUUUGACAAGAACAACUACAGGCUCAUCAAUCAAUACAGUUAUUCAUGAGAAACCAAGUUUUGCCAGUGACAAAUUGCACAACAAUUCUUCUUCGGGUUACACUUCAAUUCACCCACCCCCUUUGACAUUGAAGAAGAUGGGUAAUUUCUUUGAUUUACCAAAGUAUCAAGAAAAUGAUAAAUUGUACAGUUUUAAAUUUGACACUGCUGAGUAUCAAGCGAAAAGAAUUGAUGAUGAAUAUAACUUGGUGACCGAUUUGUUGGAGGAAAAAUUGAUGAGCAAUGAAAUCCAUUAUUACCUGCAACAAGAAUAG